ACCUACCGACGACGGCGGGCGGCCGAUCCAGGAGUUCAGCAGAUCAUUGGGUCGACAGAUUUCGCGUGACAUUGGUCGGGUACGGUAACCGCUCCCAGGUGGAGAUGGAUCGUGGUCUCGUGAGAAGUUCGUGAAAAUCAGUUGGAUUUGUGAAGUUAUUUGUUACAAAGUUGCACUCCAGCUCUUGCCUUAGCUCUUUGGUCCGUGGACCGUGAGGAAGGAAAGUAAGCAACAUUACGAUCUCUUCUCACGAAAAAGGAGACGACAACGACGACGACGACGACCGCCAGCCACGAUGGAAGCGGAUGAUGCUGUUUUCGAUGGAAUCCUGGAAAAGGUAGGAAACGAUGGCCGGUUUCAGCGCCGUUUCAACCUCAUUUUCAACAUGGGAGCGAUUAUUUUCGCAUCGAUGUCCUACAUGAGCAUCAUUCUUGCGCUGAACAAGCCUCCGCACAAUUGCCACGUGCCGGGGAUGGAGCGGUUCAACAUCAGCGAUGCGGAGAUGUGGAAGAAUUUGACCUUGCCGAGGGAGGAAGAUAACAAGGGUGUACUCAGCUACAGUAAAUGUCAGAUGUACAACGUGACUGAGGCUCACCUUCAGAUGCACUACAGCGAGUGGAGGUUUCAAGAGUCCGACAUUAUUAAUUGUGCAUACGGAUAUGAUUAUGAUCGGACUUACUACGACCGCACGCCCAUUACCGAGCACGACUGGAUUUGCGACAAGGGCUUCCGGGAGACCAACAUCUUCGUAUACAACCGCUUCGGAGAACUGGUUGGCACGUUUAUCUUCGGCCAGCUGGGUGACACUCUGGGCCGUCGACCGGUGUUCUACUUCAGUGUGCUCAUCAUCACCGCUGGACGUCUUAUUUCAAUGUUCACGGCAUCGAUCUACGUCGUAUUCUGUAUGGCCGCCGUGCUGGGCUCUCUGACGUCGAAUUCGAUUUUCCAGGCUCCACUUAUCAUCGCUAUGGAAGUAUCGAAAAGCGAACGACGUGGUUACAUUAGCAUGAUGCAAUGUAUCGGAUGGACGACGGGCUUGUGCAUCCUGCCGAUGGUGUUCUGGGCCACGCGGGAUUGGUUCUGGGCGCUGAUGUUUACCAUCAUCCCGAUUUUCCUGUUUAUCUUCAUUCCGCAAUAUUUGAUUGAGUCCCCCCGGUGGCUCGCAACCCGAGGACACUACAAGCGAUCGAUGGCAGAGCUGCGGAAGAUUGCCAACGUCAACGGGAUCCGGCAGCUGCCGUUCGACGAGCGCUCGUUGGAGAAACUGCUUUCGCACCGCAAAGUGGAAACCGUUUACGGUAUGGCGUCCCUCUUUACUGGCUGGCGGAUGGCGAGAAAUACCAUCUUCUGUGUGGUGUGCUGGAUUGUUGCCAGCAUAACUUACUUUACGCUGGUCCUGCUGAGUUCCCGAUUAGAUGGCAACCCUUUCCUCAAUUUCCUUUUUCAGAGUGCCAUCGAACUACCAGCAUACAAAAUCGGCCAAAUCCUUUCGGACAACCUUGGCAGACGGGCUUCCAAUUCGCUUGCGUUUCUCACCGCAACGGUCAUUUGCAUUCCAAUUGUGAUGAUCAUUCGGGUGGCCGAGUACGAAUACAUUGCCAUAGCGCUGUCCAUCGCCAUCAAAUUCUGCGUCAGCAUAAACUUCUUCGCCGUCAAUCUGCAAUCAAUUGAAAUCUACCCGACCUGUUUGCGACAGACGGGUCUAGCAUUUGCGGCCAUCAUGGCUAAUCUGUUCGGAAUUUUCGGACCCUACGUGGUCUAUCUGGGGACGGAGUACGACGUACGAUAUCCAUUCGUAGUCAUUGGCCUGUUGUCGGCUUUGGGAGCCACGUGUGCAUCGUUCCUACCAGAAACGCUUCAUCAAUCACUGCCGGAAACCAUUGAGCAAGCCCAAAAGUUUGGGAAGAAGCAGAAGUUCUGGUCACUGCCCAAGAAGCCUAAGACCGAAGGUGUUGAGAUAGGUCAAGAGAUGGAAGAGGGUGUUCGAUUAAAAGACACGGAUGACGAUGUUCGAUAGACUAAGUUAGAAUCAAUAAAGAACUGUACAUUAUUUUUACUUCUAUUGAACGAUGA
Molecule: messenger RNA, 2073 nt
Organism: Aedes albopictus (Asian tiger mosquito)
Lineage: Eukaryota; Metazoa; Arthropoda; Insecta; Diptera; Culicidae
Product: beta-alanine transporter
Exons: 8
Coding region: 296-2017 (573 amino acids)
Biological process (GO): transmembrane transport
Cellular component (GO): membrane
Molecular function (GO): transmembrane transporter activity
Source: RefSeq, a predicted model, not a curated record